AUGACAUCAACAACAUUAGAAUGUCGGUCGCACUCAAGUGAACGUUUAUCUCCUUCUAAAAUACAACUUCCAUCUAUUCGUUCUACUCGUUCAGCAUGUGCGAUUGAUCGUGAAUCAACGACAUCCGUACCUUCGACUUCAUCCUCAUCAUCCUCAUCAUUUUCACUUGAUAGCGAAACAAAAAAUGAGAAUAUUAUUUGUUCAUCCAUAUCCACGCGUCAAAAUAAUUCGGAAUAUUUUCGUAAAUCAAAUUCACUUGAUUCCGGUUAUAAAACAUUGAGUGCAGCUAGUCAUGGAACAUCACAUACGGAUACUAUUGAUGAAGAAAAUGAACGUAUUAAUAGCUUUCUACAAAUAGCAUCUUCACCGUCGUCUUGUUCAUCAUCCUCUUAUGCUGUAUCUAAUACAGCUAAUAAUCAAAAGAUGAAUUCAAAAAUUGAAUUCAUUGUUGUUGAUGAUGAAGACGAUGUUGAUGAUAAAGAACCAAGACGAAAUUCGAAACCAAAUGUUGACGCAUUAUCAACAGGUGGGGAUCGUCGUUCACGUAAAAGUAGUCUUUCAAAUUAUUCGGUAUCCAAUUAUAGUGUUCUAUUAAAUGAAUUUUAUUGUACAUCAUCCGAUCAUAUUGAUCAAGCAAUGAAUGAUGAAAAAACUACGAAGAAAAAAAGUGGCUUUGCUAAUACAGUAGCAACAUUUUUUUCAUCGAAAAAGAAAGAAGAUGAACAACCACAGCAACUGCCUAUAACACCAACAAGGAAGCUGACUCGAUCAAGAAGUGUAUCAGAAGCAUCAUUAGAACGAACGACUAUCGAUCAAGAUUCUGCUGAGCCCAUUCAAACACUUUCAACAGAAAUCAUAGAUGAAAAAAUCGAUAAUGAAUUAAAAUCGAAAACUUUGCCAACAACAACUUAUACGAUUCCGGCGAAAAUCGGAAAGAUCUCUACACAAUCACUUCUCACAACAUCAUCUUCAUCAACUGGUAAUAAUCAACCAGCAUCACCAAAUUCGUUUGGUUGGCUACAUCGUCUUUCAAAUCGUUUCAAUUCCUCAGCAUCAACAACUCGUACAGCAACAGUAAUGACAAAAACAAGUAGUACGGGUUUAAUAUUUGAAAAUCGCCCAACAAAUUUACCACCAAAAUCCGAUGAAGAAACGCAUAAACAUCAAGUCGAAUAUCAAAAAAUGUGUCUAGAAGCUAAACGUGCUCAACAAUUAUUCGAUGAAAAAGAAGAGAAACGACAAUAUUUAAAAUUAAAACGUGAAGAAUUCGUUUCGAAAUCAUUAAAAAUAUGGACAAAUGAUAUAUUACCCUAUUGGGAUCGGUAUGGGGGAAUACAAAAUUGUCCAGAUGCAACAUUAAAUUCUAAAGCUUAUAAAUUAUGGUGGCAUGGCUUACCGCCAAGAAUACGAGGAAAAGUAUGGAGAUUAGCUAUUGAAAAUGAACUUGGUUUAACACAUGAGCUUUUUACGCAGCUUGAAGAAAUGGCACGAGAAAAGUUAGAAGCAACUAAACAAGCAGAAGAUGCACGUAGUAAUCACUCAAAAUCACCACAAUUCCGACCAACGACUUCACAUUCUAGUGAAACAACGAGUACAUAUGUCGAGCUUAUUCAAUUAGAUGUAUCGAGAACAUUUCCACAACUUGGCCUUUUUCAACAACAUGGGCCCUAUCAUGAAUAUCUCCAAUUAUUACUUUGUAUCUAUGUAUAUCUAUGUCCUGAAGUUGGCUAUGUUCAAGGUCAAGCAUUUCUUGCCGGCAUGUUUCUAUUAAAUCUUGAUUUAUUUGAUUCAUUUAUUUGUUUUUCAAACUUAUUAAAUCGUCCAUAUUUUCAAACAUUUUAUCGUUUCAAUAAUAUUGAUAAAUAUUUACAAUUAUUUAAACAAUUACUGGAUUAUCAUUUACCUAAAUUGAGCGCACAUUUUAUUCAUAUGUCAAUAGAACCAAAUUGUUUUGCAUUAGAUUGGUUUUUUACAAUAUUUUCAAAAUCAUUACCUCUUGAUGUUGUUUCACGUAUAUGGGAUUUAUUUUUUCGAGAUGGUGAUGCAUUUAUAUUUCGUACAGCGAUAGCUAUAUUAUCUCUAUACGAAGAGCGUCUAUGUCAAUUAGAUACAUUUCAUUGUUUGCAAUUUUUAACGCGUCUACCUGAUGAUCUUAAUGCCACAUCAUUGUUUAAAGCAAUUGAUAAAAUAAAUUUUGAUCAUACAAAUUGUGAAUUAUUCUAUUUAAUUGCUUAG
Messenger RNA from Rotaria socialis, 2235 nucleotides. The record is from the annotation of a GenBank genome assembly. NCBI's taxonomy places the organism in Eukaryota, Metazoa, Rotifera, Eurotatoria, Philodinida, Philodinidae.